AGAGUGGCGCGGGGCUCGGUUGCUAUAGCGACGGCCGGGCCUGGGCCUUUCCAGAAAGCUCGAUGGGGUGUCGGGGCCCGGGGUCGGGCGGGGUUGUUUACAUCUCGCAGUUCCUGACCUCGCACAGAGGGCCUGAAUGCUCUCCAGAGUCACCGUGUUGUUCAAAGAGCCACUUGUCCAGGCCCAAGUGGGGCAAAGGGCCUGUGGUCUGCAGCGGGGAGAGAUUACACCAGUCCCUGCUGGCUGCUGGUUCACCAGACCCUCCUGAGUGAGGAAUUCCUCGCAGGCCCUCCUGAAAUCAGUAAUUGCAUGCUGCCACUUCCCUUCUGCUGUUCAACGCAUACAAAUACCUGAGCAAUUCAAGAGGACUCCCGGUUCUACUCAGAUGACCAGUAGCAUGGACAUGGACUGCGAGAAGUGUCAGUGCCAGCAUGAAGACAAACACUCAGCCAUUCUCUACACCCUCCUCAGCCAGAACCUGGACCACAGCCCACCUCACCAGCGCUGCCCCUGCCACCAGCGCUGGACGGUCUGCCUCCGGACACCCCAUAUCACCUGCCAGGCUGCCUCCGACGUGCUGGUGAAAACCAUCAGCUUCAUGAAAAACCUCCCUUCCUUCCACCUGCUGCCGCGAGGGGACCAGCUCCUGCUGCUGGACAGCUGCUGGGUUCCUCUCUUCCUCCUGGGGCUGGUCCAGGAGACGGUGACGUUUGAGGUGAUGGAGACCCCAGCCCCCAGCAUGCUCAAGAAGAUCCUCCUUGAUGGCCAAAGCAAAAGGCAGGAGCCUGAGUGGACACAGCCCAUGCUGGCUGCUGUGCAGUGGCUGCAGUGCAGCCUCAACACCUUCUGGAGCCUGGACUUGAGCCCUAAAGAAUACGCCUACCUGAAGGGAGCCAUUCUCUUUAAUCCUGACGUCCCAGGGCUGACGGCCUCCCUGUACAUUGAGAGCCUCCAGCGGGAAGCCGAGCGAGCACUUCAGGAAGUCGUGCGGAUCCUGCACCCCGAGGACCAGGAUCGCUUUUCCCUCAUUUUGCUGAUCACCUCCACCUUGAAAUCCAUCCCUCCUGCCCUCAUCACAGACCUCUUCUUCCGGCCCAUCAUUGGCAAUGCAGACAUUGUUGAGCUCAUCGUGGAUAUGCUGUAUGAAAUCACCAGCUGGCAGCUGCCUCCCUCACCACGCAUGGCUCUCUGAGCUGCCAUGAUCUGCCACAGCCCUGUGGAUGCUCGCAAACACCUCGCAGGGCAGCAGAGAGAACUGGGGAGCAGGAAUUCAGGAGGACAGGCGCUCUGAGCUCCACAGAGAACUGGCUUUGCAUGUGCCUCUCACUAAGAUGUAGGGUCCAGCAAGGUUGUAGCAGGGCACAGGGGAAAGCAGCUUUGAUUCAGCAGAUGUUUAUGGCAACUCCUGCUCCACCUCUGCCAGUCUCAGUUUCAGGGAGCGUGAAUGUGUGUGUGGCUGUUUCCCUGUUCUGUAGCUGGUGGUACUCAGCUGCCAGCAAACAGGCCAGCCCUGUGACACAGGGCAGGCUGAGUUAGAGCCUGCUCCAGUUUUUAUUUUAUCUCAAUGAAUCCUUGAUUCAGUUAAAAUCAAUGUGUGUUUUGUUGUUAACUCCAAGAGAUGAGGUUUGACCUCAACUCACUGCCCAUGACAGCUCAACUCUGUGGUAGUGGUAUUUAGGGGUGCUGAGUAUCUUGUCUUCAGUGGAAUCGCUUGUAGAAUAUUGCCAAGUGCAAACAGUAAGAAAUUAGGUCUUGAAGUCUUGGCCAAUGUCUAUUGUGCAUGAAAUCUCGGAAAUAUUCAGAAAGAAUCUUCCUCAGGCACCAAGAGGGAAACGUAUAAAAUCUUACCAGGUGUGCAGCCAGCCAAAUUAAUGCCUUCUGCCUUUCAUUAGAUUGCAUCUUGUCUCUAUUAUGCCAUGAGCUGCAACAGGAUUGCUCACAGAGCAAUGGAUUACCUAAGAGCAGCGAAAUGUAUGGCAAAUAAUGCUGCAUGGACAUCAGGGAGUUGAUCCUACCUAUACACCACAAAGGUGCUUCUAGUAAUAUUGAGAAUGGCUCAGGCUGUGGGCUUGCCUCUGUUCCUGUGACAGCAAGCGAGACACUGAGCUAUAGACACUGAACAAACGAGCAGAACUGUUAGUGGCAGAAAGAAAUGUCCCUGCCUUGAGUUACAGCUGGUUAAACAUGUAGCAUGUCUGGAAAGCUCGCUUCUCCUGUCUGCAGCUUUUGUAAAGCAUUAGAUGACAGUAUUUUAUGAGUGGGCCUUCUUUUGGUUUGUAUAUAAGAUGCAGUAAAUUAUUUUUUUAAUAAAAUGUUUUACAUUUUGGAAAAUGGCGGCGGUGACUUCCAGGGUGGGUGUUACACUUCUGGGAUUCCAGACUUAUAGAAAUACUGGCUGUAGGCCUGGUGUGGAAAGGACACCAGAACGAGCAGGGACAGAGACUUUCCCCGCAGGCUCUCAGUGAAAUCCUUCUGCCCCGUCAUCACAGGGGAGCGUUGCGAUGUGGUCACAGGAGCUGUCUGAUUCACAGCCCCGUGGCACACACUCCCCUGUGCACCCAGCAGAGAGAAAUCUGCCGAGGCAGCAGAACCGCAGCCCGUCUGUACGCUGCACCUUCCUUCAUGCACGCAGCCACGCCCGGAGGUGCUGAGGCAGGAGGUGGGUGCUGACUCACCUGGCUGUGCACACAGCCGUCAGCAGGCAUGGAGACUAGCCCGUGUGCCAUGCACGGCCCCGCCGAGGUGCCUGGUGGAGCCAGACAAGGUCUCCCAGUGCCCCAUCACCCUCCUACCCACUGAAACACAUCGCAUUUGAGCUGGGAGCCCCGUAGGAGAACAGAGCGUUCUGCCCAUCUGUCCCUCCACUCCUGCUGCCAAACAGUAGCAGGCUGCUUCCAAGGCGAUCUCAGCCCCUGACAGCCAUUUUCCAAGGGGAAGGAGCGCAUGAGUCACCGGGUGAUUUCCGCAGGCCCACGCCAGCCACGAGCUGCUCAGCACGGUGACAUGCGCGUGAGUCACUGCAUGUGGGGCGCCCAGUAGCUCCACUGGCACAGUGACCCUGU
Numida meleagris (helmeted guineafowl) is the source of this 3062-nucleotide messenger RNA. RefSeq names its product nuclear receptor subfamily 0 group B member 2 (gene NR0B2). Gene Ontology annotation, biological process: circadian rhythm; negative regulation of transcription by RNA polymerase II. Gene Ontology annotation, molecular function: transcription factor binding; transcription corepressor activity. NCBI's taxonomy places the organism in Eukaryota, Metazoa, Chordata, Aves, Galliformes, Numididae. The record is from RefSeq and is a predicted model, not a curated record. The transcript is spliced from 4 exons. Bases 386 to 1192 code for a protein of 268 amino acids. Gene Ontology annotation, cellular component: nucleus; cytoplasm.